Molecule: messenger RNA, 1256 nt
Organism: Phytophthora sojae
Lineage: Eukaryota; Oomycota; Peronosporomycetes; Peronosporales; Peronosporaceae
Exons: 2
Coding region: 387-1256 (289 amino acids)
Source: RefSeq, a predicted model, not a curated record
CCAAGACAUCGCCCCCAAUCGACAAUGCGUCUCCGCUCGCAUUUGCACCGACUACUUAGUCUCGCGAUCAACUGAAGCUGGAACGUGCAAAACCCUUGCUGAUCCCUCCAGUGCGGCUCUCCAAUCGCUCGCGUUGAUGUUGAACGUUGACUCCACAUCGAUUCCCAUCGAGUCAUUCACGGAAAUCCACGAAGCCUUCCCUUGGAUGUCCAAGUGUUUCGCAGCCAUCGACCCUUUAGCAGUCUUCGCCUCGCUGAUUCAGUCUACUCAGGGGUGCCUGUCGACUGCCGAAGAUAUCGAUCUCAGUCCUAUGACCACGCGUAAGGCAUCGAGCGCCUGUACUACACUUCAAGAGAACGUCGUCCCGUGCAUCCAGACUCUCCCUCAUGGCUGCUCUUGAUAGCACCAGCACGUGCUGCGACGACUUUCUCACUCAAAUCAAGUCGCUCUUCGGUGAUUCGCUCGACGACAUGGUCACCAUGCUGCUUCAACUCGGUACCAAGGCCAUGUGCUCGCAGAGGACCUACACAAACGUGAAAGGCGUUUCAACGACGGAGUUUUGUGGCUACGUCGUCAUCAAAUCUUUUGAGGAAAUCGAGUCGCAAAACGCUGUUGCCACGAUAUUGAGCUUGUUCCAGAUCCCAAGCAACCAAAUGUGCAAGGCCAUGGAAGGGAAAUCGUUCACCACCACCGAAGGCGGCUCUGCUAGAAUUGAGUUUAAUACUGAAGACUACGACACAAUGGGCAUUUGCGUGCAGCCGGUAGACAACUUGAUCCAGUACAUCGCGUCUUGGCCGAUCUUCUCGCUUACCUUCGAUGCCAACGGAACUGACAUCACACUGGCGAACCUGUUCAAGUCGGGCAAGUCGGUCCGCGGUGACUUGAUCUUGUCGUACAUGGCGACGCUGACCAAUCUGCCACUGAUCUUACUCCGAGCGCUGGACAGUUUAGCGCAGGAGCUAGGUGGUGGAGGGGAUUCCGGAAGCUGGGGCGACUCGAGCAGCUCGAUAGUGGACUCGUUCCUGGAACUCAUCAACACACUCAGUUACUUCGCCGACAUGAGCGUGCACAUCCCGAACGACGGUGGCUGCACCUACGCCGACCAGUCUCUUUCGGAUCCUUCAACCGGCUCAGCAUCGUCAUCAGGCUCCUCGGCGACGACUACAACCGCUACGGAUACGAGCGCUGCUUCUGCGCUGAAGCCGGCGGUCAUGGCGGGUAUCGGUGCGGCGCUCCUCUUGAUGGCACAGCUAUAG